UGGGUAGGGUAAAUUUACUGAUUCCCAACAACUACUACUACUGCUAUAACUUCUACUACUACUACUGCUACUACUACAGCCACUCCCACAGGCACAUAGACGCUGUGGAUCCGUCGGAGGGCAUGAUGAAGCAGCGGGAGACUGGCAUCUAUACCAACGACUUCCUAGAGUUUAUCGGCAGCGGACACUCCACCGUGCCCAAAGACACAUACGACCUGGUGGUCAUCUCGGGCGGUAUGGGCGAAGGUCAUAUCCCACUCAGUGGCCUCGACGACCUGGUGCGCGUCGCAAAGAACGGAGGCUUCGUGAUCAUCGUGAUGCGCCAUGAGCACCUACAGACCGUGCCUUCCUACAAGGACAAGCUGGAGCCUUACAUGGACCAGCUGGAGGCGGACGGGAAGUGGAAGAAGGUGGAGCGGCGCAUCGUCCCAAACUAUUUCUGUGACAAGGAGGGUCUCGUCUUCGUCUUCCGCAUCACUAAGCCUGAGUGAGGAGGAAGAGGAGGGAAAGGAAAGGGGAGAGAUGAGGAGGAGGAGUUAUAGUGGUGCUGUGCCAAGGCCGUCUCUGUGUAACAGCCUUGGCUUUCGUCGCGGAACCCGAGACUGAGGUGUGAAAUUAUCGUGCUUUGGCAACCUGGUGUCAUGGCGUCUACGAUGUUAUUUGAUAGUUUAUGCAAAGGACACAUUUGUCAGUAUUAAUCAUAUUAUUGAAAUUGUCGCAAAAAUCUGUUUUAGUUGAUAAGGCUGAGGCUGCAGAAUGCUUAACCUCAGACCUUGCUAUCAUCUCCGAUUGGGAUAAAAGGAACCUUGUGUCCUUCAAUGCCUCAAAACCCUAAUUUAUCCACCUAUCAACUCGACACAAUCUUCCAAACACCUAUCCCCUAUUCUUCAACUACACUCAGACGUCACCUUAUAAUUCUUCAAAACUAAAUAUCCUCGGUCUGUCCUUAACUCGAAAUCUUAACUGGAAACUUUCAUCUCUUCUCUCACUAAAUCAGCUUCCUCGAGGUUGGGCGUUCUGUAUUGUCUCCUCCAGUUCUUCUCCCCCGCACAGCUGUUAUCCAUAUACAGAGGCCUUGUCCGCCCUCGUAUGGAGUAUGCAUCGCACGUGUGGGGGGCUCCACCCACACAGCUCUUCUCAACCUUUCGGCCACUCCUCUGUUGUAAAAAAAAAAUAAGGUCGCUGAUUAUGUAGCUGUAUGUGUGUGUGCAUGUGUAAUGGCAAGUUGCCAAAACACGAUAACGAAGACCUCAGACUCAUGUGCUGCGAGUAUAGUAUACGUUUAGGAAUGCUUGGUCUGGGGCUUGGGGUCUUGAUGAUGUACAGACAUGUAUAUAUAUAAUAAACGGGUGCCUACUUCCCCUCAGAAUCAUGUUAAUCUUUGUUUGUUUCUCAAGAUAAUUUAAGUGAUUACUCUUCCUAAUUUAUAAUGUGUCAGCUGUUCCUAAUUUAUAAGGUGUCUGCUGUUCCUAAUUUUAAAAGCGUCUGCUGUUCCUAAUUU
Eriocheir sinensis (Chinese mitten crab) is the source of this 1501-nucleotide messenger RNA. RefSeq lists its product as uncharacterized. Bases 123 to 491 code for a protein of 122 amino acids. The record is from RefSeq and is a predicted model, not a curated record. NCBI's taxonomy places the organism in Eukaryota, Metazoa, Arthropoda, Malacostraca, Decapoda, Varunidae. The transcript has 5 exons.